CUGGCUGCAGCAAACAAACGCACACACCCUGCAUUAUAUUGGAGCUUAAUUUGCUAGCUAAUCAAGCUCAAGCUCAAGCUGUAUAGAUGGACAGCGUGGUGAUGGUGAAGAGCGAGAUCGAGAGUUACGUGGGGUCGUCGUCUCUUGCUGCCGGGACGUCGUCGGUCGGCGAGGCCGAGGCCGGGGUCGUCGUCAGGAGGCGGAGGAGGGAGCCGUUGGCGGCGGCGGCGCUCGGGCCGGCCGGUGGCGGCGUCGGCAAGCCCUCCGGCGCCUUGCCCGGCAUCGCCGUCAAGAGGAGCUCCCGGUUUCGUGGAGUCAGCAGGCACCGUUGGACGGGCCGUUACGAGGCGCACCUGUGGGACAAGAACUCAUGGAACCCGACGCAGAGGAAGAAGGGCAAGCAGGUGUAUCUGGGAGCGUAUGACGAGGAGGAGGCAGCGGCAAGGGCCUACGACCUUGCGGCACUCAAGUACUGGGGCGCGACCACAUACACAAAUUUUCCUGUUAUGGACUACGAAAAGGAGCUCAAGAUAAUGGAGAGCCUAACGAAGGAAGAGUACCUUGCAUCCCUGAGGAGGAAAAGCAGCGGUUUCUCCAGAGGCGUGUCCAAGUACAGAGGUGUUGCCAGGCAUCACCAGAAUGGAAGAUGGGAGGCGAGAAUCGGGCGUGUCUUCGGCAACAAGUACCUCUAUCUCGGAACCUACGGCACGCAGGAAGAGGCGGCGCGGGCAUACGACAUCGCGGCGAUCGAAUACAAGGGCGUCAACGCCGUCACCAACUUCGACCUCCGGUCCUACAUCACCUGGCUCAAGCCGCCGCCGCCGGUGCCGAUGCCGGCGCUCGCCGCGAACCCCGACCACCCUCUCCUCGCCAUGCAUCCACAUGCGCAUUCCGUCGAACAUGAACGGUUCAUCCCCCACAUGCUCCCUCCUCUUCCUCCCCCAGCUCUCUCCCGAAACCCUUUCGUCCUCGAUCCCGACGUCGCCGGACCGCACGAGGCUGCCGUGGCGAUCUCCCCAGCAGGUCCCUCCGGCGGGGCGUUGAGGAGGAGGGACUCAAUGUCGUCGUCGUCUUCAUCGUCGCCUACGGCGCUCAGCCUGCUGCUCAAGUCGACGAUGUUCCGGCAGCUGGUGGAGAGGAAUGACCCGGACUACUCGGGCGCCGGCGGCCUGUUAUCAGGGGAUCACAGCCAUCGCGUCGAAGCAGAGCAACCGGCGGGCGGGCAGGUGUUGCUGCCGGGGGAAGGGUACGAGUACCGCGACUUCUUCCACGGGGUUUCGACGGACGCAUGUGGUCUCCUCUUCUCGUCGCCGAGCAGCGGCCAUGGUGGUGGUGUUACUGCUGCCGGGUUUCAGGGGGACGCCGUGGCGGCGUGUUACGGCGACCACGACGAUGGCGGCGAGAGGAUGGCGGCGACGAGGACGACCUGGGAUGGGCCGUUUGCGGACAUGGCGUCGUUGUAGACUUGGGUUUGGGGAGAAUGAAUGAAUGUAUCUUAUGUAAAUUAGCAGUACUUGUACAGUUGGAUUUCGUCUACAAUGUAAGUAAGCAACCUCGUUUUCUUCUGAAUUCUCCGUUUGUUUUCGAGAGACAACUUUAUUUCGGGGGAGCCGGGGAGUUGUGCAAGAAACCGUGCUAAUGUUA
This is a messenger RNA of Brachypodium distachyon (stiff brome), 1644 nucleotides long. Its product is annotated as ethylene-responsive transcription factor WRI1. NCBI's taxonomy places the organism in Eukaryota, Viridiplantae, Streptophyta, Magnoliopsida, Poales, Poaceae. The record is from RefSeq and is a predicted model, not a curated record. The coding region runs from base 87 to 1463 and encodes 458 amino acids. The transcript is spliced from 7 exons. Gene Ontology annotation, biological process: regulation of DNA-templated transcription. Gene Ontology annotation, molecular function: DNA binding; DNA-binding transcription factor activity.